Messenger RNA from Saccostrea cuccullata (small rock oyster), 1130 nucleotides. RefSeq lists its product as uncharacterized. NCBI's taxonomy places the organism in Eukaryota, Metazoa, Mollusca, Bivalvia, Ostreida, Ostreidae. The transcript has 2 exons. The record is from RefSeq and is a predicted model, not a curated record. The annotation marks the transcript as partial. Gene Ontology annotation, molecular function: protein binding.
AUGGCGUGGAUAACGUGCAUCGUGUUGAUUCUUGCUAGUAUUAUUUCAUUUUCUGGUGCAUUGCAGCAUGGUAACUCAAACACUUCUCCAUCUUCUAACCCACAUACCGAUCCUGACGUGUACAAACAACUACUUCAUCUUGAAACAACUUUAGAUUCAGUUUAUAAAGAAUUAUUAACUUUGAAGGAACAAAAUCUUCAACAACAAAAAGCAUCUGAUGAGCUCCAACGACGACAACAGCAACAAGAUCAAAUGAUGGAGUCGAUGAACCAUACGAUUCAGAAUUUAGAAGCUUCAUUUCAAAACGUACAAAGUGAAAACGGCAUGUUGAAGGAAAAGUUAAAUAGUCUGAACUCCUCGUUCUGUCAACAAAAUAAUUCCAAUUUUGAUGGUAUCACAAAAGAACUUCAACUUCAGGCACAGAAUCUAUCACUUUCAAUUAUGGAAUUGAACAAAUCUAGUUCGGAGGACAUCCAAACAUUAAGAAAUAUCAUCACAAGAAGAGAACAGGAAGUGCCGAAAAAUAUAACCUCAGUCGUCAGUAGCCUUAAAAUGAACGAUAGAUACUUAUCGCUUUCCCUUUUGGAUGUUCAAAAUAACAUCUCAGCGCUAGGAUCAUCACUCCAGCAACAGCAGAAGACACAAACAGAACAACAUCAACUAACACAGGCGGGGAUACAAAAUCUCCAAACACGUCUAGAACAACCGUUGCUUUUACAGCUGGAGUUGGAGCUAGCGAUAAUUGGGCAUUUUCACCUGGACAAACUAUUAUUUUCCCCACAAGUUAUCUACCAAGUGGGAAGUGGAUAUAAUCCUUCAACAGGAAUAUUUACUGCCCCAAAGGCUGGUCUGUAUCUUAUAUUCUGUACCACUGUGGCAUUUCACGACGAAAUUUUCUGGAUCAAAAUAUUGAUUAAUGGUUCAGUUAAGGCAGGAGUCAUGGCUUAUCAUCCCUCAUCUAAUACGUAUGUAUACCCAUCAGCCUCCAACCUUGUUGUCCACCAGUUACAGGCGGGGGACAGAGUUGGACACAGGUCUAUCAGGGUAGUCAACUGUACUCAAAUUAUCCAGAUACAACCUUUUCUGUCAUCAUGGUCAAUGGAUUUCUAUAAUAUCGUCACUGGUACAAG